AUGACGAGUUACUCUAUUGGUUUUAUUUUGACAGUCGCCAUGAUGCCAGCCAGAGUGGUUUCCCAAGAUUAUAUAAAAUUGGGUUGCUGGGCUGACACGUCAAACCGGGCCAUCCCUACUUUAGAAGGUAAAGAUCCCAUCCUUGACGGGAGCUACAGGGCACGAAGGAACGCAAUCGAGAAAUGCUACCAAGCUGCAAGGAAACGCGGGUACAAAUAUUUUGCCCUACAGCACAGUGGAUGGUGUGCCUCUUCCUGCAACGCUGGGCAGACAUAUAUGAAAUAUGGACCUUCUACUCAUUGCCAAGCAGAUGGAGAAGGUGGACCAUGGGCCAACCAACUUUACCAAAUUACUGGCGGUUCAGAAUGCGGGGACGGCAGCUACCCAUAUGCUGAUAGUUUUGACUACCUGUGUUAUCGCUCAGGUGUAAGAGACUGCGCUACCAAUAUGCCGUACUUCGAUAUGACCUCUGUUAAUGAUAUAAACGCCAAAUGUUCUGAAAUGUGUGGGUUUCCAUUGACCGUCCAGUCUCUGCAAGAACUAAUGCAACUCGAACGACAGUUCACAGCGUUGGCGCCGUUUAACUGUACACAAGAGAUGGCGACUACUGGUCAGGUGUCAGAGAAUACCUCGGAGUACGCCGUGAUCAAAUAUUUCCCCAGUUCCCAAGGCCAAAUGGAUUGGAUCAUCGACUUGCGCGACACGGAAAUGACCUCCAGAUUCAUUAACCCACCAAUCGAGGGAAGAUAUCUGAAGUUUGUGUUCCAGAAUCAAGAAAUGCGUUUGGAUUUCCCUGCGUCGAUUUCUGGCCAAGCUAUCUGUGAUAUGCCGUCUAAUGCAACAGUUACGGCGUCUGCACCGGCGAAGUGUGUCAUUGUUGGGGAUCCCCACGUCACAAACUUAGAUGGCAAACAACAAUUACUGAAUGCGGUGUGCAGGGUUAUUUUAUCAGAGACUUGUGUGCCUACCAAACCUGGCGAAGCGUUUCUCCAACCGUUCUCAGUUACCGGAAGAAACAGACCUAUUAAGCCAGGCAGCUCCAGAACAUACAUAGAGGAACUCACAUUUAAAAUGUUUGCUACCACUGUUGAUAUUAAUGUCAACGGAGAUGUGAAGGUAAAUGGCGUGAAUCGGACAGCGACAACCGCCCGUGUAUACAUUGGCAAUGGCUUGCAGCUCUAUCUCGCCAGUUUAACUAUCGGAAAUCAUCAACACCCUGCCGUUUUUGUUGAGGCCCCCAAUGGUCUGAAGGUUGCCCUUACCGUUCCUGAGGGGGGAAACUUUAAGCCAGGACAUCAUGCCGAAAUAACUACCCCAGCGGAAUAUGCAGGCAAGCUUUGUGGGGUUUGUGGAAAUUUUAAUGGUGAUCCGAAUGACGAUGACGAGGCUUGUUACGGACAAUCUCCAGCAGACUGCGACAUAUGGCAUCCAUCGGAUGGAUCAAAUUGCCCAGCGUAAUACCAAAACAGGGACCUAACCCGUAUAACGGCCACGCCUUCACGAUAGAACGGCUACGAUAUACGACAAACAUACGAACUGAGAACAGACUACAACUGAGAACCUGGAGGACUACGGUUCUUGAAUACAGUUAACAGGAGGUUUAAUUAAUGUUAUAUGGUGAACGACUAUAUCACUUGGCGGUGUUACUAAACUAGGCCUAUAUAUAUAUUUGUCGUAAAUGAUAUAGUUGAUGGUGUUUCCUUAAAUCGCUUGUUGUCCUUGUGAAAUCGCUCAAUUUGGUGGCUCUUUGGGGCGGCCUUAACAUUUGUCCCUUGCUCAAAACCACUGCUUGUUGAUCAAUCGCGUUUGGUACGAACAAACAGGGCUUUACAGUUAGGUUAUUAAGUUUAGAGUGAUAAAAGUGUAGUGUGACUAUGGGAAAUACUAGUAAUACAAAUUCACCGGAGUAGUCGUCAGAAAUCAAUAGGAGAAGAAAACGUAUAAUGUCUUCUCAGGAGACUUGUGAUAUUUAGAAGGAGUAGGAUUGAUGGUCAUCCUGGAUCUGAACCAUUUCUGAACCAACAAAACGAAUAUUUUUUUUAAUUAAAUCAAAUAACAAAGGAAAUGAGAGCUUGUGGCACGUGAUAUACAAUGAGAUAUAUUAGUGCUGCUAUAGUCUUACUGUGUUUCAGACUUCAAGAAACGCCAAACUGCCUAGGUGGAUUUAACACUAUUAUUGGGACACGAAGCUUUAUACAAAGAGUAUCUUAAUAUAAAAAUUUGAAAGGUCGUUGUUUUUCCAGCUCUGUCAAAUAACAGUAUCUUUGUUGUUGCCUUUUAAUUGCUUUUGUUAUUUUGCUUUUUUUGUGUAAUUUAAAGAACUUGGACUCUGAUUUGGUCUUGAUACAGCUGGUGAAUAAUAUGUUUCAUAACUGGAUAGAUUUGUUUCAUAUUAUGCAAAAUUAAAGUUAAUAAUACACGGGUCAUUUAAGAAUGUAGUCAUUAUUUGGUUUGAUGUUUUUACACUUCAUUUUGUUUGAAGCACGCCUCUUUUUAAGAGUGUGCAGUACGGAUUUAAUUGUUUAACAAUGGCUUGUUCCAUUUGCAGGAGGGUAAUCUGCUGUCUUUGUAGAUAAAAAGGAAAUAAAUGGUUUAUGAAAUGAAA
Molecule: messenger RNA, 2605 nt
Organism: Lingula anatina
Lineage: Eukaryota; Metazoa; Brachiopoda; Lingulata; Lingulida; Lingulidae
Source: RefSeq, a predicted model, not a curated record